Prunus armeniaca (apricot) is the source of this 255-nucleotide messenger RNA. The record is from the annotation of a GenBank genome assembly. NCBI's taxonomy places the organism in Eukaryota, Viridiplantae, Streptophyta, Magnoliopsida, Rosales, Rosaceae.
AUGACACAAGAGGUUUUGGCAAGAAAUAACUAUGUUAGUGCGUUACAGAAAAGAUCCGAAGAGGCUUUCCUCAACCACAAUCGUUUAUUUGCUGAAAAAGAGAAGCAAUUGCAGUCAUUGAGAACAAGGCUGGACCAACUAAAAUUUGAACUUGAGAACAAAGAGAAAGAGGUUAAUGUUGCAGAAGCCAAUAAUGAUGUUCUAAGGAACCUAUAUGGAGAGUUACUUGAGGAAAACCAAAGUUUGAAGAGCUAG